Messenger RNA from Nerophis lumbriciformis (worm pipefish), 1632 nucleotides. RefSeq lists its product as uncharacterized. NCBI's taxonomy places the organism in Eukaryota, Metazoa, Chordata, Actinopteri, Syngnathiformes, Syngnathidae. The record is from RefSeq and is a predicted model, not a curated record. Gene Ontology annotation, biological process: inner mitochondrial membrane organization. Gene Ontology annotation, cellular component: MICOS complex; mitochondrion.
GCAGUCGUCGUUACUGAUCCUCUUCGGUAUACAGAUGGUGAGCGCUGCUGUUUGGAUUAAAUAGGGUUGCUGAUAGUAUUGGAAGGCACAACGUGGAUUAAAACACGCGUGGAAGGGAAAGUGUGCGGCGGGCUUUUCAUGGGAGGAAACAGCCCGAGUCAUCUCCACCAUGGAGAGGGUGGAGGCGUCACGUUGGUGGAGGGCAUUCGGCUGUCAGCCAGAGUCAUCAAACGGAUGAGACAAAACAUCGCCAGCCCCCCGUCACCAAGUCCGCUAUCUUCUGGCCCAUCUCACGGAGACGCCGUCGCUCCUGUGCCCGCCCCCUCAGCGGAGCACAUGCUCCCGCUUCUGACCCCCCCUGAACCGAUCCCCGCCACGCAUCCUCAGGAACCAUCACCUUCUUCGCCCACAUCGGUCGUCACCUUUCAUGCUCCACCCCUUGCAGAGUCUUUAUCUCCACCCGCUGCAGAGCCUGGAGCGCCUGCUUCAGAUCCAUCACCUCCCAUAGAGCAGGAGACGUUGACACCGCCAUCAGACGCUCACAAUCAGAGAGCCGCCGCGGCAACGCCGAUUCCUGCACAGGUGACUCCUCCUCCUCCAGAUGUUCACCCACCGCCGCCAGCUGCUUCCCCUGCGCCCUGUUAUCCCGCCACGGAGCUAGCUGUGGUACCCACCGACGGACCUCAUGAAGGCUUGGCCUCAGCGCCUGCGGAGGAACCCGCCAACGCCGCCCUUCUUCUGCCCCCUGAUGUGGAGGAGGAAAUAGCCGCCUUUGUCUCCACGGCGCCACCUGCCGCAGUCUCUCAGGUUGGUGCUAAGGAGUUUGAGGCGGAGUUGAGGCAGAAAAUCAAAGAGGAGAUGCAAAGGAGUCUUCAGGAGGAGAUGGAGGGGAGGAGGAAGGAGCUGCAGCUACAGCUGGAGGCGAUGAAUGCGGAGAUCCACGCUGCGGCCAGAGCGCAGGCCGAGGCUCAGGUGGAGGAGCGGGUGAGGGAGGCGGACAAGGCGGCGUACGAGGCGAGUCUGAGCGACGCCAUCGCCAAGGAGCGCUUGAGGACGGAGGACGACAGACGGGUGAUGCAACUCUACGCUCAUCAGCUGGAGGAGAAAGAGGAAGCCUUAAAGAGACGGAACGCUCUCCACAAAGAGCACGUUGUUCAACUUGAAUCUAAGUGCGUGGAGUUCUUCAAGGCUUCCGCUGAGAGUUUCCAGAAAGGCAAAGAGGAGACACACAGGCGCUUUGCGCGCUUCAACAUCCAGCCCGUGUGUGGGGAUCUUCAGAGUCAAAUCCUAAAAUGCUACCAGGAGCAACCAGGAAAGACUCUGACCUGCUCCAAGAUAGCUUCCGCUUACAUGCAGUGUGUGGAACAGGCCCAGAAAAGUCAAGUAAUCAGUGGAGGUUAACUCUCACUGGCGGAUUCCAGAAGACCAUCUGACACAGGUUUAGUUCUCAGGCACAGACACUACACACUCUUCUUCUUCUUCUUCUUGGGAUCUUUUUGAAACUGCCAGCAAGAUGCCUGUGACAAGUUACCAUGAAGUGUUAAAGCUUUCCCACUACUUUUCUUUAAGGUGCAUUGUUUGGUUUGGAAGGACAGAGUACUUGUUUUAAAGACUCUGGAAUAAUGCGGUGUG